UCUUAAUGUAAAUUUACAGAAUAACCAAAUUAAAAAAUUAAAAAAUGAAACAACAUUGAAUCCUUGAAGAUUUCCUGGCGCAUUUUGUUUUUAUGAUUUUUAUUGAAAAAAAAACUUUUCCAAGAUGAAGAAACUUUUUAAGCAUCUUGCGAUUGUUAUUUUUGCGACAACUAUGUUGAUGCUCGUUGCAAUGCAAAUAUACCUAAACACUGAUAAAGAAAACAGACUUUUUCUUCAAAUACGAAAUGAUCAUUACGAAGAGCGGAAUUUUAUAAAAAAAGAUUAUAAUACAGAAAAUAAUGAUGAAAAUGAAGAUCAAGAAACGACUUCGGAAAGCAAUGAUAUUUCGGAAAGCACUGUUCAAGAUGAAAAACUAAUGGAGAAAUAUACUGAAAAACAGGAAAAAGCGAAGGAAUAUACAAGGAAAUACACCAGCACUGAAAUUCCAACAGAGGGAUAUGGCGACAAGAUUGUUGCAGAUUCUAAUGAAGAAGUGACAAUUGAGCCUGACAGCAUUGACAACGCAUCAGAGCAGAAGCCUAUCUACAGGUCAUAUGAAAGUGAACCACCAGAAACGGAAAAUCGUUCCAAAUCUCAAGAGUCGGAAUCACCCAAACGAGCUAACGCCGAAUCGAACAAACUUUCCAUUUGCCCAGAAUAUUCGAAAUUAUUGGUUGGUCCUCUUCAAGUGAACGCAUCAUACUCUCCUACCGAAGAUGAAGCUAUGAAGUCAGGCGGAACUAUGGAGAACGGUUGCUUUGAACCUACUUGGUGCGUGGCACGUCAAACUGUGGCCAUCAUUAUACCAUAUAAAGAUAGAAAAGAGCAUCUUAUUACGUUGAUGAAUCAUCUAAACCCUAUUUUACAGCGGCAAUCACUUCGAUACUGCAUUUUUGUUGCUGAGCAAUUUGAUAAUGGAGCUUUCAAUAAAGCGCGUGUGAUGAAUGCAGCUUUUCUGGAAAUUAUAAAAUUUUCAAAAAUUAAUUUUGAUUGUGUCAUUUUUCAUGAUGUAGACAUGCUUGUGGAAGAUGACAGAAAUUUACACACGUGUUCGAAGAUGCCAAAACAUCUUUCUCCGGCUAUUGACAAAUUUAACUACACUCUAAACUAUGGCACGAGAUUUGGCGGAGUCACUGCAAUAUCUGUAAAAAAUUACAUAAAAGCAAACGGACACAGCAACAAUUUUUGGGGAUGGGGUGGAGAAGAUAACGAUAUGGAAAUGAGAAUUGCUCGUAAUAAAAUGGUGAUUGUUUCAACCAAUACCACAUAUGGAAGAUACAAAAUGAUUCCUCAUGAACAUCCCUGGUGGUUUAGUCCGUUAUAUGGGAUAGGCAGCUAUCUGCAUUCGAGAAGACAUUGGAGUGUGAAAGGGAUAGAUAACAGCGGGCUUGGUGAUAUUCGUUAUUCAUUAAAAUUCUCUAGUCAACAUAAAUUGUGGACUAAAAUGACAAUUGAUAUAAGAACAAUCUUGGUAGAGAAAGCAACAGUUCGUUUUUAUGGAUAUGGAGAUGUUGGGGAUCUUGAAUUUACAAGUCCGUCACAAGAGACGGAAAAGGGAACGCAGAUGUCACCGAUUACCCCAGCUCCGAUGAACUGUUUUUAUAGAAAGUUUACCGGGAAAACAGUGAACAAGACUCUCGGAAUUCGGGAAAAAGUCAAAUACGGUCGUAUGUACAAAACCUUGGAAGAGGCUGAAAAAGUUUGUAAUGAAAUGCAAUCUUAUUGUGGAUCAAUUGUUGAACAAAUGCCUGGGCGAUAUUCACUGCGUUCUACUGCAUUUAUGCAUGAAAAGAAUCUCCACUACUUAAAGGGAAUGGUGAAGCAAGAGGAAGUCAUAGAGAAUCAUCCAACACUCUCAGUUCAUGCUAAAUCAUGCCCAGGGUCAGCCAGUUACCUCAAUUUUUUCGUUAAGCCUAUUGUAAUGGUGGGUGACGCUGAAAAAGGUCCGUCUCCCGCAUACUUUGUUGAAUUUAGAAUAAAGAUAUUCUACGACAUCAACACAACUUUGUACUAUAAUUCAGAUAUAAUGACCGCCCACAGAGCAAUCAUACAGGAAAAAGUUCAUGCAAAUAUUGAGGAAAUGGGGACAUGGGAUACACUAGGAAAUGUUUACUCUAAUCGUGUCAAACUUCUCAAUACUUCUGAUGCAGCAAGUGUAGCCAAAAUUAUGCCUAAAACGUACAAGAACAUGAAUGAGGUUGUUAAAAAUGGUGAUGGAAUAUUACACAUCAAAUCUCCAAUAACCGGAAUUCUUCGAAACCCUGGAUGUUAUGUAUGUAAAGGCAGUCUCGUGGAUGUAAAUGGGGCAGCUCUUUUGCAGUGGAAGUGGUGGUUUGAAAUAAGAGCAAAAACGAAAGAAAUCGAAGACGAAAUUUUGGUGAAGCAAUUGAAGAAAGCAAGGAAAGCGGGCGUUGAAUUCGCUGAAACUGUGAACAAGAGAAGACAAAUGUGGUUACAAUAUCAUGAAAAAUUAAAAGAAAAAGGAGGAAAUAUAAAGAGCAAGUUGCCGGACAGAGUAUUGGAAUUAGUAAGAAAGGAGUCGCUGCAACCUGAACAUUGAAGUUUUCAAUCGCUUUUGCCAAUUAUCAAAAAUGUCAUUUCUAUAACAUUAAGAAUUCGAAAACGAAUCUGUUUGUCAUGUAUUAGUUAUGGUGUAUAUUACAACGCAAUUGCGAUAAAUAGGUAUUGUCUAUCGAAACGAUAUUAUUUUAUUUAAAAAAGAAGGUAAAUUUGAAGCAUUAUAUUAAGAUUAAAGUCCAUGGUAAUUUCGGAAAAAAUGAAAUUCGAAAUAGUCAACGUAAUACCCCAAUAUAGUUAGGCCCAAACUGCUCUCAGUACAAGCUAAUUGCUUCAAAACUUUAAUUCAUUCAAAGGAAGAUAACAUACAAGCAGAGUGAGUCUAAAACCCUGUUCUAGCAAACUGACAUCAACAUGAUGUUUAAGAUUUCUCGUGAAAAUUUACAACAGGUGGCGACAACGCAUUUAUACCAUUUUCGUACUGGAUAUGCAACAACUUUUGUAGUUGUCCGUUUCUCAUUUUUGAUUUCUAUCAACAUUUUAUUUAUAUUGCAAAUUGUCAAAUUUUAUUUUUUUUCAAUAUCGUUUAAAUACAUUAAACAGUUAUGAACGCA
Molecule: messenger RNA, 3131 nt
Organism: Styela clava
Lineage: Eukaryota; Metazoa; Chordata; Ascidiacea; Stolidobranchia; Styelidae
Biological process (GO): carbohydrate metabolic process
Cellular component (GO): Golgi apparatus
Molecular function (GO): galactosyltransferase activity
Source: RefSeq, a predicted model, not a curated record